Saccharomyces eubayanus is the source of this 2724-nucleotide messenger RNA. It is a transcript of the gene TRK2, whose product is annotated as Trk2p. The record is from RefSeq and is a predicted model, not a curated record. The transcript has a single exon. Lineage: Eukaryota; Fungi; Ascomycota; Saccharomycetes; Saccharomycetales; Saccharomycetaceae. Gene Ontology annotation, biological process: intracellular potassium ion homeostasis; potassium ion import across plasma membrane. Bases 1 to 2724 code for a protein of 907 amino acids. Gene Ontology annotation, cellular component: plasma membrane. Gene Ontology annotation, molecular function: high-affinity potassium ion transmembrane transporter activity.
AUGUUCUUUGUCGACGAUAAGGGACUGCAAGCUCCAUUAACAGUAAGACGAGCAAUGGCCACGGUCAGGCGGACGAUAUCCCAGGCCUCCAUGGCGCUGCCCUUCCAGCUGCGACUGGUGCACAAGAAAUCCUGGGGCCAUCGGCUAAGGGACUUCAUUUCCCGCUUUCUGAAGUCGUGCAAGCCGAUUGCCAAGUACAUCUUCCCCAACUUCAUUGUGGUGCACUACAUGUACCUGAUUACGCUUACCAUCAUCGGGUCCAUCCUGCUGUACCCGUGCAGGAACACGCCGUACAUCGACGUGCUGUUCCUGGCCGCUGGGUCGUGCACGCAGGGAGGGUUGGCCACCAAAAGCACCAACGACUUCAACCUGUACCAGCAAAUAGUUGUGUACGUGCUCACGUUUCUGUCGACGCCCAUAAUCAUUCACGGGUUUCUGGCCUUUGUCAGGCUGUACUGGUUCGAACGGUACUUCGACAACAUUAGGGACUUCUCCAGGCAAAACUUCAAGCUGAGAAAGACCAUGACACUGCAGCAAAGAGAACUGUCUAGUGGCAGCGGCAACACCUCUCGGAAUAGAAGUUUCAAAGACAACCUGUUUCGUGGGAAAUUCGUUUCCCGGGAAGACCCGCAUGGAACCGCUACAGACAUGCCCAUGGAUUCUCCCGCCGUUUCCUCUUCCAAAAGCGAAUCCUCCUCCCUCGGUAGUCACGGCUCACCCAACCACUUCUCUCGAAGACGCCAGCUCUCUGACGUUGACCCGACAGAUAUUUACAAGUCGAUAAUGAUGCUGCAAGGACAAAACGAAAAGGCCAGCUCAGACUCCACCGCUUCCUCCCACAACGAGCCAAACGGGCCUGCCUUUGUGGUUCAAGAGCGACACGAGAGAAGAUCACCGACGCCACCACCACCGCACGCGGCAGAACGGCAACACUCUUCAUCAACCGUUGGGGAACUGAACAAACUGGCCCAGACCAUGAGCUUUCAGAAAUUGCUUCGCUUGCAGAGAGACGAAGGCGAAUACGACGCCGCCGACGCCUCUCACAAGUCCAUGGUCACCAAGAAAAGGAGCAUAUCGAGGACACAAUCCUAUAAUGCUCCGAGACGUACACCUUCACCGGCACCUGAAACAUCAAGCCAAGUGCGCCAAGAUGACGAGAGCUCGGCACCUUACGAGAAAUCCAAGCCGACUCCUUCAUCUUCCGUUGACGAAGAGGUAAGCUUCUACCCACAAGAGUCUUUAAACUUACAGUUUCAGGCACACCCGCCUAAGCCAGACCGCCGUGGCAGCAAUACGCAACAUCCCUUAACAAGAACGAUGAGCACUAAUUAUCUUUCCUGGCAACCCACGUUUGGCAGAAACUCUGUAUUUAUUGGGCUCACAAAGCAACAAAAGGAGGAACUCGGUGGAGUGGAGUAUCGUGCUUUGAGACUGUUGUGUAAUAUUCUCGUGGUGUACUACAUCGGAUUCAACAUUCUGGCAUUUGUCAUCAUAGUGCCAUGGAUAUGUGCCAGGCACAAGUAUGCAGAGAUUGUCAGGCAAAACGGAAUCUCCCCAGCCUGGUGGGGGUUCUUCAUCGCAAUGAGCUCAUUCACCGAUUUGGGUUUGGCUUUGACCGCUGAUUCCAUGGUCUCUUUUGAUACCGCACCUUAUCCUUUGAUUUUCAUGAUGCUUUUCAUUAUCAUUGGCAAUACUGGGUUCCCGAUCUUGUUGAGAUUUAUCAUUUGGGUAAUGUUCAAAUUCUCGAGAGACUUAUCCCAGUUCAAGGAAAGUCUCGGGUUUUUACUGGACCAUCCGCGCAGAUGCUUUACACUUCUAUUCCCCAGUGCCCCUACAUGGUGGCUAUUUCUAACUUUGAUCGUCUUAAAUGCCACUGAUUGGAUCCUUUUCAUAAUCCUGGAUUUCAAUUCCACUGUCGCUAAGCAAGUUUCUAAAGGCUACAGAGUGCUCAUAGGUCUUUUCCAAUCUGUGUGCACAAGAACCGCUGGGUUUAAUGUCAUUGAUUUAAGUAAACUACAUCCAUCCAUUCAAGUGUCUUAUAUGCUGAUGAUGUACGUCUCGGUUCUACCCUUGGCAAUUUCAAUCAGAAGAACAAAUGUUUACGAAGAACAAUCGUUGGGACUGUACGGUGAUGAACAAGACACCGCCAAUGACACCACUGACGAAGACGGUGCGAAGGAUGAUGAACAAGGUGACGAAAGCGAACAGAACGACGCUACACCACCAAAACCAAAACCGAAAAAAUCGUCCCCAAAAUCGUUUAUAGGCGCCCAUUUAAGAAGACAGCUAUCAUUUGAUUUGUGGUUCUUAUUCCUCGGAUUGUUUAUAAUCUGUAUCUGCGAAAGUCGGCGAAUCGAAGACACCAAUGAACCCGAGUUCAACGUCUUUAGUAUAUUGUUCGAAAUUGUUAGUGCUUAUGGUACGGUGGGCUUAUCGUUGGGUUACCCAAAUACUAAUACAUCGCUUUCGGCGCAAUUCAGUGUAUUGUCUAAGUUGGUAAUAAUUGCGAUGCUGAUAAGAGGAAGAAACAGAGGACUACCAUACACUUUGGAUCGUGCCAUCAUUUUACCAAGUGAUAAAUUGGAACAAAUUGAUCGUUUGCAAGAUAUGAAAGCUAAGGGGAAGUUAUUAGCUCAGGUCGACGAAGAUCCAAUGACUAUUUAUGUCAAGAAAAGAUCUCACAAACUGAAGAAGGCGGCCAAAAGACUCUGGAAAAGACGUUAG